This is a messenger RNA of Peronospora matthiolae, 288 nucleotides long. NCBI's taxonomy places the organism in Eukaryota, Oomycota, Peronosporomycetes, Peronosporales, Peronosporaceae. The record is from the annotation of a GenBank genome assembly.
AUGCGGUGCGCGAGCAAGGCCGCCGAGAGCGCGUCCGCACGUCUCUGUGCGGACGCCGAAGCAGAAACCACAGCAACUGAUGUCUCAUCGGUUGCUGAAGCGACCCAGCCUGUGUCACUUGGUGAUGCAGGCGCUGGUCAUGAAGACACUCGUGUCUUCACAGAGUACGAGCUCGGUGUCUCAUACUCUCCCGAUACGGAAGACGGAUCCGUAUCGACGGCGAAUGAAUCCAAGCCGCCUGCCAAGCGUGGCAUGGAUGAUGCUAUGCGUCGUAGCAUCUUUGGUUAA